GUCUAGGUCAUUUGGGAAAACACCUUGGAGAGUCAAGAAUAAAAUUGCAGAUCAAACAAUGGAUGACUGGAAGACUCGGCUUGUAAUCAAGAACAUACUUCCCCAUAUCGCCAUGGUGGGAAAUCGUCAGGAGCCCAGAAAGUUCCAGGAAUCGGUCAUAGCCAUUGACGUGACAGGUACAGAUGACUGUAUAAAGCUUGAAAGAGGAACCAUUAAGAGGAGACAGGAAGGGGAUAACAUCCAGUUUCUAGGCAUGGCUGAUGGGGGUUACCCUAAUAAAAUCAAGAGGCUUUGCCUUGAAGAUGUCACCCUUUCUGUGGGCCCAGGUACCCAUUCCAACAUGCCCUGUGCAGAGCUGCAGGUUCGUCCAUUGACAAUGAACCCUAGCCCUUCAGCUAUGGGAGCAGCCAGCCAUUCAUUACUACUUGAAAAUAAUUCCAUGAAUAGCAGCAUAGUGGACUCUCCAUUUGUGGUACCACAGAAUGCAGAAAUGGGACUCAAAGGGCCUAUUGUUCCUUACUACGACAAAACCAACAGCAUGAUGGCUGUGGAGCAAGACCAGGAACUUCAGGAUCUGCUAGAGGAGCUAACAGAGAUUCAAGGCCCUUCUCCAAAUGAACUAGAUCUUGAGAAGAUACUGGGGAGCAAGCCAGAAGAACCACCAGUCUUAGAUCAUUCUCAGGCAACCCUGAGCACAACUCGAAAACCUUCAGCUCAGAUGCCACGCUUGGAGAGCCUUGGUUCCAGUAAGGAGUUUACUUCUGGUUGCAGCCAGGUCACUGGCAUAUCACUUCAAAUCCUGCCCUCCUCUGCAGGGAUCAGCUAUGCUAUUCCUUCCACCAGUAAACAGAUGGUCACACCUAGUUCUGUGACAACACAGGCCAAGAGCCAGGUCCAGGCUAUGCUCCCACUCCCAGUGCCUCAGUGGCAUCAUGCCCACCAGCUGAAGGUGUUAGCGGCCAGCAAGCAGGCAUCUGCUAUGAAGCAGCAAGGCCCUACCUCCAGUUGGUCUAGCCUGACCCCUUCAGGCCUCUCCCCACCUUACUGCCCAGUGCCAUCACCACACCCACUACCACCUUUCAGCCCACAGAGCUUCAUGGUAUCCUGCAUGUCAUCCAGCAAUCUUCCGGGGAGUACUCUCCAAGGCUCUCCCAAUGCCUUACUCUCAAGCAUGGUGUCCAGUAGCAGUGUUGCCCUUGGGUCCACCAUCUCCUAUGCUCCCGAGAAGCUCCCCAGUCCAGCUCUCAAUCAGCAGCAGCAAUUCAGCCCACAGAACUCCAUUCUCACCAGCCUAGUGUCCUCUACCAUUAAAAGCCCUCAAGGCCACCUGAUGUCUGCUCUGCCCACCAGCAAUCCGGGGCCCUCCCCACCCUACCACCCAGAGAAGCUUUCCAGCCCAGGCUUGCCGCAGCAGUCCUUCACUCCACAGUGCUCCCUGAUCCAGAGCCUCACUCCCAGCAGUAAUCCACUAAGCCAGCAGCAGCAGCACCAGCAAACAAAUGCCAUCGUCAAGCCCAUGGCCACCAACUCAUCCAAGACCCUGAGCAUGAUCAUGCAGCAGGGGCUGGCCAGCUCCAGACCAGGAGCCCCAGAGCCAUUUACUUUUGGCAACACCAAGCCCUUGUCACAUUUCAUUUCUGAACCAGGCCCCCAGAAGAUAUCCUCCAUGCCUGCCACCUCUAGGCAGCCUUCUCUGCUCCACUAUCUGCAGCAGCCUAUGCUGACGCAGGCCUCUUCUGCCACUGCCUCCUCUAGGGCCAUGGCCACCUUGCAACUGCAGCAGCAGCCUGACCAUUCUUCAUUCCUUCUGCAGCAGAUGAUGCAGCAGCCCCAGCGCUUUCAGAGAUCAGCAGCCUCAGAGUCCAUGCCUCCUCUGCCCAGACAGCAAGAGAAACAGAGAUCAGGUCUUAUGGCAAUGACCCCUGAACAGCAGAGUGCGUAUAUCACUCAACAGAUGAAUCAAUUUCAAGCCAUCCAAGAACAAGUCACCUCCAAGUCUAGCCAGACCAAGGAAAGCCCCCCUUCCAGCCAGCACAUAAUGCUACCCAGAUCUGAGCUCCUUCAGAACAAUCUGAGUCCAGGAAUGAUCUCACCCAGCCAUCACCAAAGCCAUGAGGGCAUGAUUUUCUCCCAUGAGGGCAUGAUCUCACCGACCCCAGGCAAAAAGCAAGGAAUUUUCAACUCCGGCUCCCUACUUCCCAUACCCUCACGCUCAGGCCAGAACCCCCUAGGCAGCCUUGGUUCAAUCUGCCAACAUACAGAGAUGCCCAAGGCCUCCCCCUCACGAGUGCUACUGCCAGGGUUCUGUCCCAGACCUCUGGGAAGCCAACCCUUGAGUCCCCACCAGCUCAGACAGCCUUGUGUGCCAAGAAUGUCCACCAUGUUCAACAAUGCCACAUGGGUGGCAUCAGCAACUACAACCCCAGCAGUCUCAAGGGCACCACCACGGAGCCAAAUAGGUAAUAGCAUCCAGCAGCAAUUUAAUAGCAACUCUAUGUUCACAAAGGCACCUGUGAGAGUCUCCCUGGUAACCCCAUCCUGUCCAUCACAGCAAGCAGUCAUGCCUCCCAAUCAGGGGACCCAAGGAGACAGGCCUGGCCAGAAGGUGAAUGCUGCCUUGACCAACCCCAGCUUUGGCCUCAGACAGAGCCCAGUGCGGGGUCCUGUGCCUGUGCUGAAUUCCUCCAAGUCCCUCCAGCAGGGCAUAGCCAGCUUUGGCCCCAUGAGUCCCAUACAGGGCAUCGAGCCACCGCCAAGCUAUGUGGCUGCUGCUGCUGCCGCUGCCGCUGCCACCUUUGCCAUCACUGCUAGCCAGUCCCCAGGUCCAUUCAACAGAAUGGAUCCCCCUACUGAGCUGCCACCCUAUGACUUUUUGCCCCAGCCCCAGCCCCCACUAAAUGAUCUGAUUUCACCACCUGACUGCAGUGAGGUAGAUUUCAUUGAAACUCUCUUGAAAGGCUCCAGCAUGAGCCCAGAUGAAGACUGGGUGUGUAACCUGAGGCUGAUCGAUGACAUUCUGGAAGAGCAGCAUGCUGCUGCUCAAAAUGUCACAGCCCAGACUGCUGGCCAAGUCACCCAGAAUAGCCAGGAUAGCAUCCCCAACAUUGAUAUCACUUUAGGGAGUGGUGUGAAUCCAUAGCAAAUUCACAACCUGCCCCAGACAGCCACACAAGUGUUUCCUUGUUACAAUCUGAGUGGCAUCAGUCCAUGCCCAUCCCUCUCUCUACCUGCAACAAAAUGGAAGGCUGGUGAUUUUUCAAAAUACCUGUAUAUAUUUGAAAAUUUUGUAAAUGGUUUUCCUAAACAUUAAUGACAGAAGUAUUUAUACUUCCUUCUGUGACUUUGUAAAUAAAGUGACAACUUUCGUUUCAGUACAGUUGUGUUGAUUUUGUAUUGUCUGUGUUUAUUAUACAUGCAUGCUGUGUUGUUCACUACAGUGAUAUCAAAUAAGCCAGAUGUCUGAGUCGCUUAUGGUUCUGAUGCAAUAGGAUAUGUGGAUGUGACCAAGAGGUGUUGUACAAGCUGACAAAUGCCACAUAGAAAACUAGAAAACCACUUGGCCAUUUAUUGCCAUUUUCACUGAAAAUUUGAUCACUUGGUGUAAUUCUUGAUCCCUUUUGCAAACCUGUCAGUCUCUGUUAGCUCUUUCCUGAUAAGCACAUUACAGCAGAAGCUGCUUUUAUUGUAAGUGCUCCACAGAGGAAAUUUGCUAGGAGGCUGAGAGGGUUCUAUAGAUUUGAGAAAGGUGAAGAGAGAAUAUGAGUUGAACACUCUCUGAGCUGUCAACCUUGAGGAUCUAGAGUGCCUCUCUAUCAUUCAGACAAGAGAACCUCAGCUUUGCACCUCUACAGAGGCACCCUUGCAGGGUGAAGGUGAGAUGUUCCUGGUUUAAAGCCUUUCAGUACUUGUUUUGAUGUAAGGCUUUGUGGUGGGGGGCAGUCUAUAAACAUUAAUCCUUGAUUUUUGGUUUGUCUUUGAUGGUUUCAAUCUGCAGUUAUCACCAUGUAUAUUUCAGUGUCUGUUACAGAAAACCCACAUCCUCUGUCCUGUAAACUUUUCUCAAUGUUCAGACUCUAUGUAAUCACAUUUUAAUUGCCACCUCGUAUUUCAUCUCUUCGUUUUAAAUCUGGCAUCUCUUUCAAACCAGAACAUUUUUUUUCUUCCUUCUGUAAUAAACAGCCAGGAGAAAA
Miniopterus natalensis is the source of this 4190-nucleotide messenger RNA. Lineage: Eukaryota; Metazoa; Chordata; Mammalia; Chiroptera; Miniopteridae. The record is from RefSeq and is a predicted model, not a curated record.